GUACCUGUGCACUACUUGCAGUAAGAUGUGACAUCGGUAGUUUUGUCCAGGAUUUUACGCUAUAUGUUUUACUGACUUAUUCAUUAAAGGAACACAGUUAGCUGUUAACAUCAUAGAAAGUAGGACGUACAGACUCACAUUGGUAUAAUAUUUUACCACUUAGAUCUGCCUGACUACACAGUUGACCAGAAGCGUUGUUCUAGAAAUCAAAAUGGAGGCCACAGCUAAACACGAUUUCAAAGCGACAGCAGAGGAUGAGCUCACAUUUAAAAAGGGAAACUUGCUUAAGAUCUUAAGCAUUGAAGAAGAUCAUAACUGGUACAAAGCAGAGAUAGAUGGAAAGGAAGGCUAUAUUCCCAGCAAUUACAUUGAUAUGAAAGAACAUAAUUGGUAUGUAGGAAAAAUGCCGCGUGUUGAAGCUGAAAAGAUGUUACUCCGUAAAGAUCAAGGAUUUGAACAAGUGGAUGGUGCUUUUCUUAUAAGGCUCAGUGAAAGCUCACCAGGAGAAUUCUCAUUAUCAGUCAAGUGGGGAGAUGGUGUGCAGCAUUUCAAAGUAUUGCGAGACGGCUGUGGCAAAUAUUUUCUGUGGAUUCAAAAACAUGAUUCCCUGAAUGAGCUGGUAAAAUUCCACAGGACAACAACUGUCAGUAGAUCAAGUACCAUUUAUCUCAAAGACAUGAUACAUAUAGGUAGAAAUAAAGAAAGGGAUGCGUCUAAGUCUGCAAACGAAGAAGAGUUAGUCGAAGCUCUGUAUGACUUCACUCCUGAGGAGCCAGAGGAGUUAAAAUUUUCUAAAGGGGACAUCAUCAAAGUGCAUUCUAAAGUGGAUUGCAACUGGUGGAAAGGAGAAUGUAAUGGACAAUCUGGACUCUUUCCUGCAACUUAUGUGAAUGCCUUAAAGAAACAAGCUAACAGACAUUAAGAAAUAUAACCAAGCUGUACUUUUGUAGGGACUGGGCAAUAUAAGGAACUGCUUGUGUUGCCAGUUCUUAGAACAAAUAAAUGUGUUUAAAAGACCUAAGUUUAAGGCAUUAAGUGCAGUUUCCCAUUGUAUUUAAUUUCAUGUAAUUUUUCAAUUUUAGUACAACUGGGGAAUGAUACCCUAUUGAUUUGAGGAAGAAGUAAGUUCCUUACAGUGCUCAUUUUCCCUGUUAUUCAGUCUUAUGUUAGACAUGAACUUAAAAAAUAGAAGUACAAACUUUAAUAGAAAAAAGUUUUAAAAAUUACUGCGGAUUAAAACUGUUCCUACUUGCCCAUCUAGUGUAUUUCAAAUCUGGUAAGAGAUUAAACAAGCUUAUUGCCGAUUCAUUUUUAUACCAGUUGAUGAGGUCUAUAUUUUGUAGUGAACUACUCGACAAAUAGCAAAGAAAUUUUGUUUUGCAUUGCCCUUUCCUCUAUGGUGAAUAUUUUGUUAACCCAUGAUUUGAAAUACAUAGUUUGGUUACGUUAGUAGUUGAUCAAUUUAUAAAAAGGAAGUGGAUCUUCCAUUGAUUACUUUUUUUUUUUUCUUACAAUUAUUAUUAUUAUUUUUUUUUUAUUUAUUUUUUGCUACAACGGCUCAUCUUUAAACCUGCUGAAGAAAAGUAAUUUGAAUUGUAAGACAGUACUUCUGACAGCCUCAAAGAAUCUUUUUCUUCUUUGGGCAAAAUCUAACAUUUUGAUGUGAAGGGGGAGGUAGAGAGGUAGAGCCACAAGAUUUGUAAAAUUGCAUCACAGAAUGGAAAAUGCUUUGUCAGUUAUGAUAAAUCGGAUUACCAUGAAGUGUGUCAGAAUUUAUUUCAGCAUUAUUUAUUAUUUCAUUAUUUAUAUUCAUGGUGUGGGAUUUUAGAAGUGGCUUUGUAAGUUCACAUUUCGGAUCAAUUUUUUCUCCAGAAAAUGUGUAUAGAAAAAAAAACUAGACAGUGCUUGUACUUACAAGAGCCUUAUGGUUAAAUGAAAGAAUAGAUUGUCUUUGUAAUAUGUGCUUUCAGAGCGAAGUACCAAUUUUGCAGGCAUUUUAUUUUGGUAAAAUAUUAUAGAUUAGCAGAUGAAAUGUAUUAAUUGCUUUAUACACGUUUGCAGACUAUUGGUGAUGAUCUGCAUUAACUUACUAAUAUAUUACAAUAUUUAUAUAUAGAAUUUUUGUAGCUUUUAUCUGCUUUAAACAAGAUUUCCCUCUACUGUUGUAAAAUAGGUAUUGCUCCAUUUAUGUUGUGAAUACCAAGUUGGUAGUAUUAUGUUCUCAAAUGAAAUGAGGUGAGGCCAUGGAGUUCAUUGGUUCUGUAGAGGGUCAUAGGAAGAGAAGAUCUGGGUGUUGGCUUUUGUUAUUGGGGAGGUACUGGUCUUCAAUUUACACAGUGUUUAGUACUGCAUCAGAGAUAAUCCCAGGGCACAUUUUCAUGUGAGAAGCUUGUUCUCACUUAGCAUAGACAAUGCCUUGGAGCUAUUGAAUGUAGUGUAUGUUGCUUAGGUGGGCCUUUCCUCUCCCCUUGACAAAUCAGGACAAUUCACAGAUUUAUUUGACCUGUACUUGUAUACAAUUAAGCUUAAUGAUCACAUUGCAUGGCAUUCUACACUAGUAAAUCUUAAUCAAAAAAUAUCAAUUAAGCUGCUUUGUUUGAUUUGGUACAGCCCCCUUUACACUAGACAGCAUCUUUUGUGCCUAUCUUCUACAAUAAAAAGUGUGACCAUGACACUCAAUGGUCGCCAAAGUGUAAAUAUUUCUGCGUCUCUUGUGCGCCCUCUGUGCAACCUACAGUGUUCAUUGCGAUUUGAGCAUCCUCAUUGCAUUCUCUGUACCUUCGUCGGUGGUUAGUGGAGACAAUUCUAUAAUCUUUCUGCCUCCUGCUAGAUUGUUUUGAAUAUGCUCAAAACUUUGUGUUGACCAGUGUUCUCAGUGAUGCUUAAACAUUCUACAUCUGAUCACCGUGCAUUUCUUGAGCGUCCAACAGCGACCUUGCAAGUUUCAUGAUCGCACAAAGGAUGCAGAAAGGAGGUUGUCUAGUGUAAAGGAGGUUUACCAGAGAAAUAUAUAUAAUACAGUGUGUAGAUUUGUUUGUGUGUCCAAGUUAAUAUCAUGAUUAAAUACUAGUUGAACAUUACUUUAAGAGAUCAUGCAUAUAGUAAGCAGGCUUGGCAAAAUUUUUCUAUUAUUGCUUUUAUAUGAAGUGUGAAAUUAAGAAGAAUUUAAUGAAAGAGCUGCAAUGCUGUACUGCUUGCCUUUCAGCCUGCAGAUUUCAACUACAAUACAUUUGUAUAUAUUAUUUUCAGAAAAAAAUAGCUUGUUGAGUCUCUCUUAUUAUAAUAAAAGUAUUAAAC
Molecule: messenger RNA, 3297 nt
Organism: Lingula anatina
Lineage: Eukaryota; Metazoa; Brachiopoda; Lingulata; Lingulida; Lingulidae
Product: growth factor receptor-bound protein 2
Molecular function (GO): protein binding
Source: RefSeq, a predicted model, not a curated record